AUGAUCUAUCAGCAAUGGAUUAAUUCUUUAACAGAUUACAUACCAAAUUUCAUUUCACACCAUAUUCGACGUCCGAUUAAUCGAACUCAUUAUCCAAAAGAAGCUUUUAUUACUUUUACAAAUUUACAACAAAAUUAUCUCGAAUUACUUGACGUACUUCUUGAUUCUAUUCAUUUAUUUUCUACACAUUCAAUAAUUGUUUUUUCUAUUGAUUUUGAUUUAAUAAUCAAUUUUACACGACAUCCACAUGUUACAAUAGAACGAAUAUCACAAAAAGAUUGUGGUCCAACCAUAUUUGCUUGUAAACUUUUAGCUAUUAUUUCUAGUGAAGUGAAUUAUGGUAUACAACUUGAAAUUGAUUCUGUUGUUAAUUAUAAUAUUGAUUUACUUUUUGAUAUGCUUCAUGUAUGGCCAUAUGAUCUUCCAUUAGCACCUAAACAUCCAGAUGAUCCUAGAAACUAUAAAUACUUUAUGGAACAAUAUAAAGUAAAAUAUCGAACAACACCAUAUAUGCAUGGUACUUUUGUAUGGACUUAUCGAGCCUAUCCAUUUAUUCGUCAUGUUUUAACACUUAUGCAAAGUGGAGCUUUUAUGGAUGCUAAUUUUGAUGAAACAGCGAUGAAUAUUAUGUUAUGGAAAGCUAAGGCAAAUCAUACAUUAUGUAAAUAUGAUCCAUAUGGUCCACUUUAUCUUGAGAAAUAUGAAAAACCACAGAAGACACCCUUGUGUUUACCUUAUUGUGAUGGAGUCUAUCUUAUCUUUCAUGGUCAAAAAGACAGUUUAGUUUCAAAAAAUAUACUCGAACGAUUACAUAAGCUUGGUCCUAAUCGACCAUUUGUUCAAACACCUCAAGGUGUAAAAUGGUUCAAUGAGACAAAUGUUACUUGUUGUCAUUCAUCAGCAACAAGACCAUCGCCAUUGCAUCCAUUGCUCUGUGAAUAUGACAAGUUUGAUGUAACAUAA
This is a messenger RNA of Rotaria sp. Silwood1, 963 nucleotides long. Lineage: Eukaryota; Metazoa; Rotifera; Eurotatoria; Philodinida; Philodinidae. The record is from the annotation of a GenBank genome assembly.